AUGUUCGAUCCACUCUCAAACAACAACAAUAUUGACAGUAAAAAUGGAAAGACUGAAAAUACCGUCAGCGAUGAAGACGAACGGCCGAACUGGUCAAAUGGUGUUGAAUUUCUAAUGUCCUGCAUAUCAAUGUCUGUGGGUUUGGGUAAUAUUUGGCGUUUCCCAUUUACAGCAUAUGAAAAUGGAGGUGGAGCAUUUUUAAUUCCAUAUUUGGUGGUAUUGUUUUUGAUUGGCAAACCGAUGUACUAUUUGGAAAUGAUUAUGGGACAAUUUACUAGUAAAGGUUCUGUGAAAAUUUGGUCCAUAUGCCCAUCAUUUUUGGGAGUUGGUUAUGGUCAAGCUUUCGGAACAAUAUGUAUCGUUACAUAUUAUUCAUCAUUGAUCGCAUUGACUUUAUACUAUAUGGUCGUAUCGUGUCAAGCCGUUCUACCAUGGACCUAUUGCCGGGAAGGUUGGGAAAAUUGUGUAGAUUCUAUGCCCAAAGAGGAUAGCAUAAUACCAAACAACUCAUCCUAUAAAUUGACCAGUAGUUCCGAGUUAUAUUUUACUGAAAUAGUAACCAAAGAAAAAAGUCAAAUUGCCGAUGGUAUUGGUUGGCCAGAUUUAUAUUUGACGGCGACACUAUUUGUUUCCUGGAUUGUUAUAUUCCUCGUUAUACGCAAAGGUGUUAAAAGUUCCGGUAAGGCGGCAUACUUUUUGGCGCUAUUUCCAUAUGUCGUACUGGUGGCAUUGCUAGCUCGUGCCGUUACAUUGGAGGGUGCUGUCGAUGGUAUUAUGUUCUUUUUGGAACCGGAUUGGGAGCAGCUGUUGAAUUUAAAGGUUUGGAAGGAAGCUGUAGUCCAAUGUUUCUUUUCCCUGGCAGUUGGUGUUGGACCGAUUAUAAUGUUUUCAUCCUAUAAUCGUUUCGAUCAUCCAAUAUAUAGAGAUGCCAUGAUUGUAACCAGCUUGGAUACAGUGACCAGCCUACUGGCUGGUAUUACCAUAUUCGGCAUCCUAGGCAAUUUAGCACAUAAUCUAAAUAUUUCCGAUAUUAAAGAAGUGGUACAAAGUGGCACAGCUUUAGCGUUUAUAUCCUAUCCGGAUGCUAUUGCUAAAUUUCAGGCGGUACCCCAGCUAUUUGCUGUUCUAUUCUUUUUUAUGCUUUUCGUAUUGGGCGUCGGGUCAAUUGUGGCCCUACAGAGUACAAUUGUGACCAUAAUAUGCGAUCAAUUUAAAUCAUUUAAAUAUUGGGCUGUCGCCCUGAUUACAUCGAUAUGUGGAUUUAUAUUGGGUUUGGUUUAUGUGACACCGGGAGGCCAAUGGAUUUUGAAUUUAGUUGAUUUCUUUGGCGGAACUUAUGUCAUAUUUGCCUUGGCAAUUUUGGAGAUUGUUGGUAUUAUUUGGAUUUAUGGCCUACAAAACUUCUGUGACGAUGUUGAAUUCAUGACCCAUCGAAAAGUUUCAAUCUAUUGGCGUUUAUGUUGGUCUUUCUUGACACCGGUUAUGAUGUUGAUCAUAUUUAUCUAUUCCAUGGUAACCAUUGAGCCACUGACCUAUAAGAAAAUAGAAUAUCCCACGUCUGCCAAUGCUGCCGGUUGGGCAAUAUUUGUAAUUGGUGUCAUACAAUUCCCCCUUUGGGGAUGGUGGUAUAUCAAGACCCAUUACAAGGAUGCAUUUUGUAAUACUUUCAAAACAUCAUUGAAAUGUUCCGACGCAUGGGGACCUAAAAAUCCUGAAGUACGUGCCAAAUGGUGGGCCUAUAAGGAAGCACUUGCCGAAGAGCGACGAAAGAAACAGACGAGCAGUAAAUUGGGUUUCUUUAAACAAAAAAACAACACUACGCGACGUGAUCUGUCUUUACCACUAAUUGUUGGCGGCGUCAACGCUGACGUUUACGAUCACCGCCAGCAAGCAAGCGAACGCUGCCAACAAAACUUUGUGAUAUCAGAUUUGGAUGCAAGUGAGUGA
Musca vetustissima is the source of this 1947-nucleotide messenger RNA. RefSeq names its product sodium-dependent nutrient amino acid transporter 1-like. The record is from RefSeq and is a predicted model, not a curated record. Gene Ontology annotation, cellular component: membrane. NCBI's taxonomy places the organism in Eukaryota, Metazoa, Arthropoda, Insecta, Diptera, Muscidae. Gene Ontology annotation, biological process: sodium ion transmembrane transport. Gene Ontology annotation, molecular function: L-amino acid transmembrane transporter activity. The transcript is spliced from 12 exons. The coding region runs from base 1 to 1947 and encodes 648 amino acids.